AGAGGGAGCGAGUAAAACAAACCUAGAUGCACAGUGAGAUACAGAAGGUCUUUACGUGUUGCCAACCAGUUAACCAGUGAGGGGAGGAAAGACAAUUCAUAAGAUAGAGAAACAGACAGGAGGGGGGGAGAGAGAGAGAGAGAGAGAGAGAGAGAGAGAGAGAGAGAGAGAGAGAGAGAGAGAGAGAGAGAGAGAGAGAGAGAGAGAGAGAGAGACUGUCCACAAGCUAAGACAAAAAACAAAGAGGAGGAGAGGAGAAAAGAGGAGAGGAGAACUUGCGUGUGUGGGUGUGGGGGUGAAUCCAAACAGACCAGCGGGUCGAUGUUGAUUUCCAAACCUGGAGGACUCUUGGAAAAAAACGAAAGCAGACUGAAGAAACAGCAGCAGCCUGAAGAGAGUGGCGGCGUCCGCGGGGAGGAAUCUGAAAAGUAGAAGCUUGUUUUGAUCUGCCUGUGACACAGAGCCUCAGAAUGUCGGUGUCUCGGAGGUGUCUGUGCUGCGUCAAAUAUCUGAUGUUUGUCUUUAACCUCAUCUUCUGGCUGGGAGGGUGUGGUUUGUUUGGCGUGGGGGUGUGGCUGUCCUUCACGCAAGCGGAGUUUUCCUCCCUGCCGCUGUCCUUUCCAUCCCUCUCCGCCGCCAAUCUGCUACUAGUCGCCGGGGGCGUUACCAUGGUGACCGGUUUCCUGGGUUGCCUCGGUGCCCUGAAGGAGCAGCGCUGCCUACUCAUGACGUUCUUUGUCAUCCUCUUGUUCCUGGUCCUCACAGAAGUGACUCUUGUGUUGGUCAUACACAUCUUUCACAAAAAGCUGGACUCCAAAGCGCAAGGCGAGUUAAAGGAGGGGAUGAAAGUUUACACUACCGAUGAUGGUCUGAGAAAAUCCUGGGACAAUGUCCAGAAAAUGUUCAAGUGCUGCGGCGUGACUGACAAGACAGACUGGUAUGAUGUGUUGAAUGGAACGCUCCCCUCAUCCUGCUGCUCUGUCGGGACAAACCAUUGCGCUGAAGGAUGGAGCGAGCCAUGUUACCAGAAGGCCAGGCAAUGGCUUCUAGACAAUAUCCCAUCGGUCCUGGUGUUUGGAGUCUGUAUCGGCAUUGUGCAGAUCCUGGCCCUGGUUUUCUCCCUGCUAAUGUACUGUCAAAUCCGCCGUGCUGAGAAGUACUUGGACUGACUCUCAACCAGCUGCUCACAGGCUUCUGGAUGGAAUCGCAAACUGGUCCCAAGUUUUGAAAGCCUUCAAUCCAGAGCAAUUUAUUUCUAAACUGUGUAGCAAAUGCCUUCGAACGUUAGACUCACCAACACUCUUAAAGCCCUGUGACCCCCACAUGAGAGGACGACUGUGGUGCACGAUAGGCUUUUGCUGAGUUAUCCAGUCAGUGUUUAAUUUCAGAUAAAAGAGGGCAAUUGGAAAUCAAGUCAGAUAAAAUGCACUAAAGCCAAAGAAUGUCAGCUGUCAAAGUGAACAGUUGCCUUUUUUCUCGUCCAAGGAAAUCUGAUAAGGUCCUUUAGAAGAUCUAUUGACAAAUAUGAUCUGAUAGAGGUUAAGGAGAAAAUGAGUCAGAAGAACUGCACUAAAGUCUUUGUUGGUUUGACAAAGUGGCCUGGGGCUUAAUUUCAUGUUACAUUAUGCUGUUACGAAGGAUUUCACAAAUUUUACACAUAAAUUCAUCUUCCUUGCUGGUAACUAGAAGACAUCCAUCCAUCCAUCCAUCCAUUAUCCAAGCCGCUUAUCCCAAUCAGGGUCACAGGGAUGCUGGAGCCUAUCCCAGCAGCCACUGGGCGGCAGGUGGAGAGACACCCUGGACAGACCGCCAGUCCAUCAGAGGGCCCUAUUUCAGCAGCUCAUGUAGAGUCUGUAUUUCAGAAUUCAGUACCUCUCCCAGAUCUUAAAUCUCCUCACUAGAUUUGAGGGUUUUGGUUGGUGUUCAGUAUCUUUUAUGUUGAUAGUCAGCCCACAGUAAAUACUAUGUUGUGUUACUCUAGAGAUAAUUAUUCUUAAUAUUGCACAAAUUCAGUUUCAUGUUGUUUUCUUUGCAGUUCUUUAAGUCAGCAGUGCAAAUGUCAGUCUUCGGUUAAGACCUGGCAAAUAGAUGAUUUGGAAUUAGCUUUGUGUUUGUUUAUAACAUUUUUUCUAAAUUUGAAUGACAUUUAGAGAAACGGAACAUGAAAAAAACAAAUCUGGCUUUUCUGAUAGAAAAACUAUUUAGGCGAUUAGCUGGGCAAGUCCUGAAACACACCGUCAAGAUGGAUUGAUGGUAAUUAUUAACUUCAUGUACUCAUCCUUCUUAUCGUAGGUGUUUUUUUUAAGACUUCACAAAAGCCUUCAAGAAUUAUUUGUAUGCAUGUGUAGUGUUAGAAAACAUGAAUGUGCAGAUAAUUCAAAAUACACUAAUAAAAGGUAGUACUUUGCUUGAA
Messenger RNA from Lampris incognitus (smalleye Pacific opah), 2413 nucleotides. It is a transcript of the gene tspan4b, whose product is annotated as tetraspanin 4b. Gene Ontology annotation, cellular component: membrane. Lineage: Eukaryota; Metazoa; Chordata; Actinopteri; Lampriformes; Lampridae. The record is from RefSeq and is a predicted model, not a curated record. The coding region runs from base 471 to 1169 and encodes 232 amino acids. The transcript has 8 exons.